Messenger RNA from Hypanus sabinus (Atlantic stingray), 3800 nucleotides. It is a transcript of the gene arhgap17a, whose product is annotated as Rho GTPase activating protein 17a. The transcript is spliced from 21 exons. Gene Ontology annotation, biological process: regulation of Rac protein signal transduction; regulation of actin cytoskeleton organization; signal transduction. Bases 433 to 3042 code for a protein of 869 amino acids. Gene Ontology annotation, cellular component: cytosol; cytoplasm; intracellular anatomical structure. The record is from RefSeq and is a predicted model, not a curated record. Lineage: Eukaryota; Metazoa; Chordata; Chondrichthyes; Myliobatiformes; Dasyatidae. Gene Ontology annotation, molecular function: GTPase activator activity; protein binding.
CGGAACCACUUCCGCCGAGCAAUGCGCGGCCGAUCCCUGUGAGUGCAGGCCCGGGUGGGAGCGGUCGAUCUGUGCGCCAAGCGGGGACGGGGUUCCCUGGGCCAUGGUGUGUACGGCAGCCCGGGGCCUGAGCACGGCCACUCACUGAGCUCGGCUUUGGCGCCGCCGCAGGCAGAAAGCAUCAUGAAGAAGCAGUUUAAUCGGAUGCGGCAGCUGGCCAACCAGACCGUGGGCAGAGCUGAGAAGACAGAGGUACUUAGCGAUGACCUGCUGCAGGGUCCUGCGAUCCGAGAUGGUGCAAUUUCUGAACCAGGCAGUGGUGCAGCUGCUCAGGAUGCUCUCAAUACAACCCCUGUAGAAUGUGAUGAGGAUGGGAGAUGGAAUUUCCUCAGUCUUCGCAGAAAGUAGAGAUGCUGCUGGGCUUUCUUUGCUAUGGAGCUGGUGUUGAGGGACCAGAUUGAGAAGCGCAUGGAUACCAUCAGGAUUAUUUCCCAUAAUAUUCAUAAAAGACUGUCUGCAUGUUUGCAAGUUCAGCUGGGCACGGAUGUGGACAAACGAUGUAAAAAGUUGCCACUGAUGGCGCUCUCUCAAAGCAUGCAAGAAGGACUCUCCAGCUUGGGGGAUGACUCGCUAAUUACGAAAUUGCUGGAAACAUGCAGCGAAGCAGAGAAUAAACUGGCACAUGAACUUGCCUCCUAUGAGUCACAAAUUGAGAAAGAUAUCCUUGAUCCUUUCAGUAACCUCUCAGAGGCGGAGAUUCCCAACAUUCAAAAGCAGAGGAAACAGUUGGCUAAACUAGUACUAGACUGGGACUCUGCAAAAAUGCGGUAUAAUCAAGCACAAAAGACUGCUUUUUCGGGAGCUAAUUUCCAGGCAGUAGCAGCAAAGGUUGAUUCCCUCCGGGAAGAAAUGGAUGAAGCUGGAAAUAAAGUGGAAUUGUGCAAGGAUCAACUUGCCGCUGAUAUGUACAACUUUAUUUCUAAAGAAGGUGAUUAUGCAAGGUAUUUGGUAACGUUAUUAGAAGCACAAGCAGAUUACCAUAGAAAAUCACUAGCAGUCUUGGAGAGAGUCCUUCCUACGAUCCAGAUCCAGCAAGAUACGUGGACUGAGAAGCCGGCAUUUGGAACUGCUCUGGAAGAACACCUCAAGCGUAGUGGUCGUGAGAUAGCGCUCCCGAUUGAGGCUUGUGUAAUGAUGCUGCUAGAAACUGGUAUGAAAGAGGAGGGCCUUUUCCGGAUUGCUGCUGGAGCAUCCAAGCUGAAAAAGCUAAAAGCUGCAUUGGAUUGCUCCACUUCCCAACUUGAGGAAUUCUAUUCUGACCCACAUGCUGUUGCAGGUGCCUUAAAGUCAUAUCUGAGAGAACUUCCAGAGCCUUUAAUGACAUUCCAGCUUUAUGAUGAGUGGGUUCAGGCUGCAAGUGUGCCAGAACCAGACAAGAAAUUGCAAGCCCUCUGGUUGACCUGCAGCAAGAUGCCAAAGUCCCACAGUUCCAACUUCAGGUAUCUUAUAAAAUUCCUCUCGAAACUUGCACAAUAUAGUGAAAUGAACAAAAUGACUCCCAGCAACAUUGCGAUUGUGCUGGGACCUAACCUACUAUGGGCUAAGAACGAAGGGAUGCUUGCAGACCUAGCUGCUGCAACUUCAGUCCACAUGGUUACGAUCAUUGAGCCAAUUAUCCAGCAUGCUGACUGGUUCUUCCCAGAUGAUUUGGACUUCAAUGUAUCAGGCAUGUUUACACCAAUGACUCCUUACAAUCACCUUAAUAAUGUGCCUGUGUUUGUUAGUGACUGUGAUAGUUCCACACUGGAGAGAAAAAGACCUGUCAGUGUGACAGCUGUUGAAGAUGUAUCGAAAAGAGACAGCUUUGGUGUAAAGAUUAUUGAGAGUCAAUUGAAUCCUCGCAGAUCUGGCACUCUGACUAGGAAGCACACGUCCCCAACUGUACAGCCACCUCCCCCUCCCAUUGAGGCUCUACCUGUAAGUGAGCAGCAGCAGUCAGGUGUGGGCCUUGGCCCUGACCCUUGUCCAGCUACUGUGUUGCCUCUUGCUGCUAGGGUGACAGAGCCUCACUUCCAGGAAACUGAUGAAAACAGUCUUUCAAAGUCCAAAGACCCUGCUGCCACUUUGCCACUUUCAAGAAAUGGUGGUGGCGGAGCCAGUGUUGUACAGAGUCCAUCGCAACCAUCUGGCACAGGACUCAGUCAGCUCACUGCUGUGCCAGGGCCGGUUACAACUGGCCCCAGCCCGCAUAUAACCAGAAGAGCAACAAAAAAGCCUGCUCCUGCUCCUCCAAAGCCUUUGAAUCCACCUCCUGGACAGUCUGUGGAUCAUGGAGCAAGCACACCGAUUAACCAAGCAACAACACAUUCAUCAAAACAGCCUAGCCAAGUUGCCGGUACAUCUCCAGGUCAAUCUGGAAACCAGAGUUUUGGGCAAUCCCAUGGCCAGUCUUCUCAACUCACAAUGCAGUCUCGUAAACAUUCUAGUAAUCAAAUGGUUAUUCAGGCUCCAAAUCACCCCCCUCCUCAGCCUCCAGUGCAGCCUAUCAAUCCUUAUCCUUGUAAGGCUUCUCCUGAGCAAGCAGCAGAUCAGCCCUCCAGUACUCCCCCAGACACACCAACUCCCCCGAGCACACCUCCAUUAGGGACACAUGGUGCAGGCUUACAGCUAACUCAGCAUUUUACACAUGCCCAGAGCUUCCCAGCAAACCAGGACCUGCAGUCCCAAACUUCUCUGACACAGUUUGCCACUUUACCGAGGGCACGGCCAGUACCAAAACCAAGAAAUCGUCCCAGUGUUCCACCACCACCACAGCCACCAGUGACAACUGGAGCAACAAGUUCUUCCACUCCUACAGAGCCGGCAUUUUCUAACAGUGCUACAGCUUCCAAAAUAGUCACUGAUUCUGACUCAACUGUGAAAGAUCAGGACUGGAAGCACUCUAAACCAUCUGUGGAGUCAACAUCUGUGUCAGGAAGCAUGGAAAUGAAAAAGUGUGAACAGCAGGACAUUGAUAAUGACUCAGAGAGCACUGCUUUGUGAAAGGUUGCUGCACAGCACCAUUUACACCAAUAAACUAUAUUCUUCAAGGCUUGAUUCUGCUGCUGUCCUACGUUGCUGCACCUCCAAAAUGCAAAGUUAACUCGGUUAUUUUCAAUUAGAUAUACUCUUGUUGUAUGGAAUCAUAUUCGAAGGGCUCAUCAAUACCACUACUAUGGUUCCUAUAUUGCUGCAAUAGUUUGGUAUUCAGGAGACAUUCUGACAGACAUCCUCUCCUUGUGGGAAACCGAGGUUGCAUGAUAAGCAAUGGCCCUGCAGGAAUUUGACUGGAUUAGUAGCCACUCAUAGGUUGCAGUCCUAUUAACAGUGCCUUGUGCAAUUUUCUUCAAGGUUCUUGAUGGAAAUUUGUUGUGGUCUUAUUUUUUUAAUUGUACUUAAAACAGUGUCCAGAUUUUGUACAAGAUUAUUACAUGAGAUUGGUACUGUGCUGUGAUUUAGUCUGCUCAAUCUGUACAUUUGUAUUUAUCCUCAGUGCGAAUUGUUGGUAAGAUUAAUGCUUAAACCAGCUAUACCAGGUUGGUGCUUUUUUUUCCCUACUGUUUAACAGAAGUGCACUUCCUGCCGUAAGUCUUGUUUUGCAUACAAGGCAAUUUUAUAACUGAUUAAAAAUGAACAAAUAAUUAAGCUUAAGAUUGUUUUCAGCAGUGUGAACAUUUGUUUUGAAUUAUAAACAUAAAUGCAGUCUGGAAAAUCCAUGCAAGUUGCAUUCAUGUAUUAAAAAAUAUAAAAUCAACAGCUAA